This is a messenger RNA of Meloidogyne enterolobii, 950 nucleotides long. The record is from the annotation of a GenBank genome assembly. NCBI's taxonomy places the organism in Eukaryota, Metazoa, Nematoda, Chromadorea, Rhabditida, Meloidogynidae.
CAAAAAUGGGCUCGUUGUCUAUUCAGCCGCCUAGCGGAGCGAUGAGAAAUCUUACGGAAGUAUUUGUUUACCUUCGAAAUGCUACAAAACAAGAACAAUUUUUUGCUGUAGAUUUUGAACAAAAACAAAAUUCAGAAGAUACAGUUCGUUUAAUAAAUCUAAAUGAAGACAAGAUUUCUUAUAACAAAACCCCACCAGCAUGGAUUAAUGUAAUUGAUGAAAUUAAUUAUGAAUUUACAAGAAUUAAAUCGAGAAUAUUUUCUUUGAGAGAAUUACAAAAUAAGAAAUUGCGAAAUCCUUCAAUUGCUGAUGAUGAAAUGACUUCAGAACAAGUUAAGAUACAAGAAUUGACUGAAGAAAUAACAAACAUGUUUAAUCAUGCUAGAAGACUUAUACGCCUGCUGGAAGAUUCAGAUAAUAUUAGCGUUGGUGCUCUUGAUGAAAUUAGAAAGAAUGUUAUUUCCAAUAUGAUGCUUACUUUGACAAAUUUUAUUAAUGAUUUUCGUGUUAGUCAAUCAGAUUAUUUGCGUCAUUUGGAUUCCAACAGUAAAUUGGACUCAUUUCUUGUUAAAUCAGAUGCUACAAUUUUUUCUGCUCCAUCAGAAAUCCCUGUAAUUGAGGAGGAACAAUCAAUUUUACAAAUUCAACAAAUUCUUGAAAAUGAACAUGUUACAAAAGUUAGAGAAAUGGAAAUAUUAAAAAUAAGUAAAUCUAUAUUAGAAAUGAAUGGAAUAUUUAAAGAUAUUGCUUCAAUGAUUGUUGACCAAGGAACAAUUUUGGAUAGAAUUGAUUAUAAUGUAGAACAUUCUUCGACUAAAAUUAAAUCGGCUAUGGAAAGUGUACAAAAGGCAGAAAAAUAUCAAAGAGGCAAUAAAAAGAUGCACUUAAUUGUUUUACUUGCAGGAUUUGCCAUAUUUUUGAUACUUUUAAUUAUACUUACAAAAUUCUGA